Molecule: messenger RNA, 2373 nt
Organism: Maudiozyma saulgeensis
Lineage: Eukaryota; Fungi; Ascomycota; Saccharomycetes; Saccharomycetales; Saccharomycetaceae
Source: the annotation of a GenBank genome assembly
AUGCCUGUUGCUACUAAUCAUGAACACGAUCGGCCUGCUUCCAUUCUAGUACCCAGUAGACGUGCCCCUCCCAGUUUUAGCCAGUCUUUGGAUCCAUUGCAUCCUAGUACGAAACUUCAAUAUAAUAAUUAUCUUUCAAGAGAUACUAUAAUCAGCAAUAAAAACGAUAUAUCGAGAAAUAGUACUUUAAAUUCAAUGGAUACAAUGGAAGUAGUUGCAUUGAAUAAUAGUGGUAGUAAUCAUACCAGUGGAAACAACAGUCGAACUAAAUUAGAUAAUGAAACUUAUGAAAUUGCAUUGUCAAUAUAUCAAAAUAAAUUUAAAAAAGUUUCAUUUAAAGGAUAUGCAGAUUAUUUAGGACAAAAAGAACAUUACAGAAUAUUAUGUGAGUAUAUUCAAUUAUUAAAACCAUUACCUUUAUCAUUAGCAUCCGUUUUGAUUCAUUUUUCUAAUAAAAUAUAUUUUAUCGCAGAAGCUCAAAAUAUUGAUAGAAUAUUAGAACAAAUAAGUAAAGAAUGGAUUGCAGAAUAUCCAGAUACUUUAUGGGAAACAAAUUAUGAAAUUGUUCAUAUUAUCCUUUUUUCAAUUCUUAUAUUAAACAGUGAUUUACACAACGAACAUAUUAUUCGUGGUAAGAAAGAUAAAUUUUCUGCCCAAACUUUUAUUGCUAAUACUUGGUAUGCUAUCGAAAAAGAAGUCAAGACAAAUUAUCAAGAGAUAGAUCUUGUUAGUAUUAAACAGCAAGCCGAUAUAUUGUUUAAAGAAUAUUAUGAUAUUUUAAAAAAUAAUCCAUUGCCAUUAUUUAAAGGACCAAGACGUAGUUUUUCAAAUUCACGUAGAAAUUCUUUAAAUUUAUCAAGAAGAAAUUCAAUGAGAUCAAUGUCACAUGUUAAGAAAAUGAGUUCUGCAAUGUCUGAUUGUGAUGAUCAUAAUUCUCAGACAAGUCUAAGGACAAGAUCACAAUCUGUUAAUAUAUCUAAUGCAUUGUCAAGAUCCAAUUCCAUUUCUUCUAAGAAGACAAUGAAUUCAACUUUUUCAAAAGGCACAGCAAGUUGGAAAUAUAAGCAUAAUCAACCGUUACCACAAUUAUAUAUAAAGCAAUCAUUUGACGAAAAUAUGAAUAGAAUGAAUAAUACAAUGUGGUUAAUGGAUUCGAUUAUUAAGAUAAAUGAAAAGAAUUUAAAUAAAAUGACUAGUAAAAGAAACAAUAAUAAUAGGAAUCAGGAAUCUAAUGGGAAUAAUAAUAAUAGUUUGAAUAUCAAAACAGAUUCAGUAAAUUUAGCAACAACGUCGUCAUCGUCAUCGUCGUCUGCAGUAUCAGCUGUUUCUUCAUCAGUGAAGUCUCAUUCAAAAGGUAUUUUUAAUUGGUUGAGAAGAUCAAAGGGAAAAACUAUGUAUCAGGAGUCCGGGAAAUCAAUGACAUACUUAGACAGUUCUACCAGAUGGACUAAUGCUAGAAUUCGUAUCUCUGAGGGUAGAAUAUUCAUAUUCAAAACUAAUAAUGGCAACAAUGCUAGUAGUAAGAGUCAGAAUAGUAAUAAAACACGUCAUGUUUCAACAGGUACAGCACAAAAUAGUGCUAAAACUCCAUUACCGCAACAACAAAAGUCUGCAUCAUCCUCAUCCUCAAAUAAUCGACUGUUCUCAAGUGGUUCAACAUUAUCAUUACCUUUGACUUCAAGCAAAGGCUCCCACACAAGCAAUGAAAGUAAAGAUUCGGUCCAGAAUAUAAACUGUGUCGUAUUAAACCUAUUUGAAUGUACAGCAUCUGUUGUUCAAGAAAAUAUAAUUACAGGAAACCAAUCUAAAAAAGCAAAUUUCACAUUGACAUUUCCUAAAAAUCUUAAUGGUGUUCAAACGACAUUGGAUUUCGAGACUCCAAAUUUUCAAUUGGCUCAUGACUUUGUUGAAUGUUUGAAUUUUUGGUCAGGUAGGUUAAGUCCAGUCCCUGUUGAACAAUUUGAAAUUGUUUCCAAUGAAGAAUAUGGUUGGAGUUCCAGGAUCUUAAAUGAUGAGCAUACAACCUCACAGUCACUAAAUAAUGCACAUUUGUGUGAAUGGAAACCUCUUUUAACAAUGGAACUAUUUUAUGAUCAUAUGGACGAAAUACCUGGAAAGUUGCCUUUACAACAAAAAAUUGAAGAAUUAAAAAUUUUUACUGAUAGAUUAAGUAAAUUAAUCGAUGAACACAAUGAUUUGAAACCAAAAAUUAUAAGCAUAUGGGAUCGUUCUGUGAACUUCGACAAAGUUAUGGACAAUUGGAAUGCUAAAUACCUUUUCUUGAACAGUCAAUAUAAUAAGAGAGUGAUUUAUUUAGCUGCAUUAGAAGAGUCUCUAGAGAUUCUUCAAGAGAGAGACUUAGAAAUGGAAUAG